ACACGCGCGCGCGCGCACACACGCAUACUCACACACGCGCGCACACGCCCCAGGAUCGGCUCCGGGGCAGCCCAGCCCAGCCCGCAGGCAGGGCAGAUCGCGCUCAGCCCUUCCCUCCGCUCCCUGCCUGCCCUCCCGCUGGAUCCCCCUCUGGGUGGUCCCUCAGCCCCCAGCCCCAUCUCGCCGCCACGGAGCCAUGAAGACGGCUCAGUGGAAGACCGCCGGGCUCCUCUUCUUGCUGGGGGUCCUUCUGUUUGCCUCUGCCGACAGGGCCAUGUACACGAAUCAGUUCUGGGUUGAGUUGCAUCAAGGGGGAGAGGCAGAAGCCAAGCAACUUGCUACAGAAUAUGGCUUUAGUGGGGUCCGGAAGCUUCCCUUUUUAGAUGACGGGUACUAUUUUUAUCAUAAUGGCAUCGCGAAGGCCAGGAGAAGACGCAGUCUUCAGCACAAACUACUUUUGGAAAAGGACAUUAGGGUUAAGAAGGCUGUGCAGCAGGAAGGCUUUAACAGAAAAAAGCGAGGCUAUAGAGAUAUCAAUGAAAUCGACAUUAACAUGAACGAUCCUUUAUUUACAAAACAGUGGUACCUGAUCAACACUGGUCAAGCAGAUGGGACUCCUGGACUUGAUCUUAAUGUAGCUGAAGCCUGGGAGCUGGGAUAUACAGGGAAAGGAGUUACUAUAGGAAUUAUGGAUGAUGGAAUUGAUUAUCUUCAUCCUGAUCUCGCCUCAAAUUAUAAUGCCAAAGCCAGCUACGAUUUCAGCAGCAAUGAUCCCUACCCAUAUCCCCGUUACACAGAUGACUGGUUUAACAGCCAUGGAACCAGAUGUGCAGGCGAAGUGUCAGCCGCGGCAAACAAUAACAUCUGUGGAGUGGGUGUGGCAUACAACUCAAAGGUGGCAGGUAUCCGAAUGCUGGACCAGCCAUUUAUGACAGACAUUAUUGAGGCGUCCUCCAUCAGUCACAUGCCUCAAGUCAUAGAUAUAUAUAGUGCCAGUUGGGGUCCAACUGAUAAUGGAAAGACUGUGGAUGGACCCAGAGAACUAACUUUGCAAGCAAUGGCAGAUGGUGUUAACAAGGGACGUAGUGGCAAGGGAAGCAUUUAUGUCUGGGCCUCUGGGGAUGGGGGCAGCUAUGAUGAUUGUAACUGUGAUGGCUAUGCAUCAAGUAUGUGGACGAUCUCCAUCAAUUCUGCUAUUAAUGAUGGCCGGACUGCUCUGUACGAUGAAAGCUGCUCUUCAACCUUGGCCUCCACAUUCAGCAAUGGAAGGAAAAGGAACCCUGAAGCUGGUGUGGCUACUACAGAUUUAUAUGGCAACUGUACUCUGCGUCAUUCUGGAACAUCUGCAGCUGCACCAGAGGCAGCUGGAGUGUUUGCACUAGCCCUGGAGGCUAACCUGGAUCUAACAUGGAGGGACAUGCAGCAUCUGACUGUGCUCACCUCCAAAAGGAACCAACUGCAUGAUGAGGUUCAUCAGUGGCGUAGAAAUGGUGUUGGUCUGGAAUUCAACCAUUUGUUUGGCUAUGGAGUCCUUGAUGCUGGAGCAAUGGUUAAAAUGGCAAAAGACUGGAAAACUGUUCCAGAGAGAUUCCACUGUGUUGGGGGAUCAAUACAAGAACCAGAAAAAAUAUCAUCGACUGGCAAAUUAGUACUGACCCUUACAACUGAUGCUUGUGAAGGGAAAGAAAACUUUGUCCGCUACCUUGAACAUGUACAAGCAGUCAUAACUGUGAACUCUACUAGGCGAGGAGACCUCAACAUCAACAUGACAUCACCUAUGGGGACUAAAUCCAUUUUACUGAGCCGACGUCCAAGGGAUGAUGACUCCAAGGUGGGGUUUGAUAAAUGGCCUUUCAUGACAACACACACUUGGGGAGAAGACCCCAGGGGCACUUGGGUCCUGGAGAUUGGGUUUGUUGGUAGUGUGCCACAGAGGGGAGUACUGAAGGAAUGGACAUUAAUGCUACAUGGGACACAAAGCGCACCAUAUAUAGACCAAAUAGUAAGAGAUUACCAGUCCAAACUGGCCAUGUCCAAGAAGGAAGAGCUGGAAGAAGAAUUAGAUGAAGCAGUAGAGAGAAGUCUGAAGAGUAUACUGAGCAAAAACUAGCAUUGGUCUGCAUGUUUGUCUCUUUCCUUUCCCAGUCCUCUCUUCUCACCUUUCUACUAUCCAAUCUUCUGUGUUAGGCAUAUUACAAUGGUUGUCUCUGUAGCCAAAUUAUCAUACUUUCUUGAUUUUAAAGUCUUAUAUCUUGUUGAUGAUUAUUUUAAUUACAACUGAAGCAAUCCUUGUUUUUUACUCUAAAUGACAAAUCUAUUGUUCCUUACCAACUAUUAUGUACAGUUUGUGACAAUAAAUUAUCUUUUGUGUCAUACAAAUAAGUAAUAACUUGCAAACAAAACCAUAAUA
Alligator sinensis (Chinese alligator) is the source of this 2410-nucleotide messenger RNA. RefSeq names its product proprotein convertase subtilisin/kexin type 2 (gene PCSK2). Gene Ontology annotation, molecular function: serine-type endopeptidase activity. The transcript has 12 exons. Bases 197 to 2110 code for a protein of 637 amino acids. NCBI's taxonomy places the organism in Eukaryota, Metazoa, Chordata, Crocodylia, Alligatoridae. Gene Ontology annotation, biological process: protein processing. The record is from RefSeq and is a predicted model, not a curated record. Gene Ontology annotation, cellular component: trans-Golgi network; Golgi membrane.